GUGGCUCAACAGCGAGGAAAUCGCAAGCAGCCUCAACGCCGAGCAGCACCAGUUCCUGAAGCUGGUCGUGGCCACGAACGCAGCGGACGUCGGCGGCCUGACGCUCCACACGGCCUGCGGCCUCAACAGGGAGAAGGACUGCCUGGACACGGCCUGCAGACCGGACACGGCCCGCCGCAUCGCCUUCUGGCGCUGGCUCCUCGUGGAGGAAGUGGGCAUGGUGAGCGCGCGCCUGCUGGCGCAGGUGGAUCUCCGCAUCAGGGGCGCCGUGCCCGCCGCGGCACAGUGGAAGUACGACGACGCCGACACCGUGAGAAGAGAUCCCCUCGUGGAUCACGGGCAGAACAUCUUCUGGCAUUAUGCCGUGCAGGGCGUGACGGAGCUUUUUCAGCGCGAGCGAUGCAAGGACGACUGGUGGAACCAGCAGGUCGUGGACCAGAUGCGCACCGGCGACCUCUCGGAUGAGAACAUCGACAAUCUCCACGGCCGACCCGUCGAAGGCUGCAACCUGUCGGCCGAGGAAAGCCGUUCGAGGCAACGGGUGGUGGACGGGCCCUGGGACCCGCGCCUGCAGCAGGGCAAGUUCGUGAACGCCACCGUCAUCGUGCCCAACAACGAUGCCAAGUACCAGAUCAACAAAGAUCGAGCGAUGGCCUACGCGCAACACGCCAAGACCCCUCUGGAAUGGUCGGUGGCGCAGGACAAAGCCGGCGCGGAGACACUCCAGACGCAGGUCUGCGACAAAGCGACGAAGAUCCGCUGGCUACAAUACCACGACAUGGAAACCGAAGGCUUGUGCGGCAUGCUCCCCCUGGCCAUCGGCAUGCCCGUGGCGCUAACUCAGCACGUGGACCGCUCGCAGAAGUCGCUCCUGAAGGGCCGCACGGGCUACGUGCAUUCCUGGUUUUGGAAGGAGAACGAGCAGCAGCCCAGGGUGGUGUACGUGAAGUUCGAGGGCGCCCAGUGGACGCUGGACGGGACGACCGAGCCCGGACUCUAUCCCAUACUGCCAGUCACGCGCACCUGGAAGCUCGACAAAAACAGGAAGCCUGCGGUGCUGAAGGUGCACAGGAAGCAAAUUCCUCUCGUCCCGGCCUUUGCGAUCACGGCCCAUGCCAGUCAAGGCAAGACGCUGCCGCUCGGCCAAAAGAAGCAGGCCGUCGUGCUGGAUCUGAACGUGGACUCCAAGACCCACGCGGCCUACGGCACCGUGGUGGCCAGCCGAGUCCGCAGCCGGCACGACGUGCUGAUCAU
Messenger RNA from Symbiodinium pilosum, 1254 nucleotides. The record is from the annotation of a GenBank genome assembly. NCBI's taxonomy places the organism in Eukaryota, Dinophyceae, Suessiales, Symbiodiniaceae.